Oenanthe melanoleuca is the source of this 1383-nucleotide messenger RNA. RefSeq names its product neuregulin 4 (gene NRG4). Gene Ontology annotation, molecular function: chemorepellent activity. The record is from RefSeq and is a predicted model, not a curated record. Gene Ontology annotation, biological process: nervous system development; animal organ development; intracellular signal transduction. NCBI's taxonomy places the organism in Eukaryota, Metazoa, Chordata, Aves, Passeriformes, Muscicapidae. The coding region runs from base 448 to 798 and encodes 116 amino acids. The transcript is spliced from 7 exons.
CGGCCCGCGGGCAGCGCGCGACCCCCGCGCUCCGGGCCCCGGGCUCGCCCCGCUCCCUUCCCGUCCCUUCCCGUCCCUUCCCUGGAGGCCGGGAUUACAUAACGGCGCCGGAGCGAGCAGCUGCAGGAUUACACCAUGCGGAUUAGGGAUUACGUUGAUUCAGCAGAUUGUCCUGUGCAUGUCUGAGAAAGAUUACACCAGCAGAGUUAAGAAUACCCGUUUGCUGUGAGCAAAGUGUAGCUGUGAGCCAGCUCAAGAGGACGCCUUUGGGUGGGGACCUUGCUGUUACAGCCCAGUAUCACAAGGAGCUGCCAUUUCAGAUUUUCUUGUAUGGACAGGACACUUAAAAAGCUAGAGAAGCCACCUGAGGUCCCAUGAAAACCAGAACCAUCUACUUAUAAAGUGCUGUUGCCUCUGACCAAGAACAAAAAUUGUUGUCGGAAUAAUAUGCGAACAGAUCAUGAAGAACUCUGUGGCACCAGUUAUGGAUCUUUUUGUCUAAAUGGAGGGAUUUGUUAUAUGAUUCCUACUGUAUCCAGUCCAUUCUGCAGGUGUAUCGAGAGUUACACAGGAGCUCGUUGUGAGGAAGUUUUGCUGCCCAGCAUCAAAUCCCAAACAAAAGGUGACCUGUUCGCAGCUUUCUUGGCUUCCCUUCUUCUUCUAGGAGUUCUUGUAAUUGGAGCAUUCUACUUCCUUUGCAGGAAAAUUUCCAUUCCAAGGACAAGUUCUUCAGAGUGUGGUGCCAACCUAGUUGAAACUACAAGCAGCAAUGGCUGCAACAAAAUAACAACAGCCUAAAGCAUUAGAGUGGAAGAGUGGUGGGGAAACAACAUGCAGAGCAAGCCUAAGAAUCUAAGUUGAAGAGGGUGACAUGGUGAGUAAGAUGAGGGAAGAAAGUUGACCGAAACAGAAGGCUGACAUGUUGGAGAAGAUUACAUCUAAAACUUGAACAGUUGCACCUAAUGGAGUUUCUGUGUACUUUAAAAGCUGUAUCAAUUAUACAGAAAUGACUGUAAUUUAUGUUUGAAUUUUGUGACAUUUUUUAUGGUUUUCAAUAAUGCACAGGUAGAUGCAGGAGAGAAUUUUGGGUUUUACUACAUGGGAAAUAAAUACAGUAUUUUUUUUCACUGCACAGAGAAUAUGAGAUAUCACAGGAUUUUAGUGUGAGGUGGAACUAUGAAUUUUUGAUAGGCGUUUUUAAUUUUUCACAGGAUUUGCCCAGAGGAGCUGAAGCUUGUCUUGAUUCAAUAGUUUCAAAAUUUAUAUUGUUAUACAUGUCCAGAAUCUGGCUUGUUUCAGAUACCCAUACCAGAUGCAGGGGAAAAUCCCCAACCUUUCUCCUAGCUAAUAUAUAUGGUUUGUUUAUUUUUAAAAAAAUUGUAA